Molecule: messenger RNA, 1593 nt
Organism: Hymenoscyphus albidus
Lineage: Eukaryota; Fungi; Ascomycota; Leotiomycetes; Helotiales; Helotiaceae
Source: the annotation of a GenBank genome assembly
AUGAACAAGAUGGCAAGUCGCAUGGGCUCAGAGCCAACAGAAAACAUGGCGAACAAUUGGCAGGACAAGUUCACAGGCUUUACGCGUAAGUUCUUCCUGUUGUUUAACUCAUUUCAGGACUGACAGCUGGACAGAAAAGACUCACAUACCUGGAUUUAUUCCCUCCUGGGUCAUGCAAAUGCCAAAUCUCCCCACCAUUGAUGGUACGCGGAAGCAGUCGUUCGCAGACACCAUUUCAGAGGACAGCAGUACUGUAACAAGCUACCAUGACCUUGGAAUUGACCAGAACGUCAAUGCACCCACUCCCUUCUCAACAGCAAAGCUUGAAAGAGGACUGGGAAUGCUCAGAGUUGAUACCUGGGUUGAGAAUCCAGUAGCAUACCAAUAUUUGAAUCGCAUGAGCAAAGAAUACUAUCGGUCGCCAGUGUCUCCAGACUAUCAACGUCCAGGAUAUCAAUCUCUUACUUCCAAUCAACCAUCCUCAAUGGAAACACUUUUCGUGACUGAAAAUGGAGCCCCGCAAUUUACCGAGCAACGAGCUCACGAAAAGGCACGAGAUGAGGCUGAACGUAUUAAGGCACUUUGUGAGAAAGGCGAUAGCGAUAUCUUUAGUCCUUCCCCACUCAAUGCCCCAAAAGUCCCAUGGAUGGGUAAUAUGGCGCUAGAAUCUCCAACCAGUCCUCAUUCGGCAUCCUCCGCCUUUUCUCCCACGUCUGAUGCUCCAUUUAUCUUUCCUCGACACGUUACAGAUAGACAAAUCGAAAUCAUACAAAGACUUGAGAUGAGCGCUUUUCCUAUUCGCUCUCAUCAUACACGGGGGUUCGUCAGAGCUCCACAAUAUGUCAAUCGCGAUGUUUUGGGAACGAUUGAGCCUGACUAUACCAGGGGCGGAUCAUACAUGAGACAAGCUGCUCACCCUGCAGGCCCUUUUCAACAGCAGUUGGCUCAAUUCACAGACAAUUCCGAGAACUGCGCCAUCAUUAUUGAGAACAUCUCACCUCAUACGAAGCACUGUGAUAUAUUUGAUCUGAUCCACACUGGUCCUGUCAGCAGCCUCAAGUUAAAGCCUCCACAACCCCCAAAGCACAUGACAAGUAAGUGAAUGCCAAAUCCUGAAAAACUUCUAAAGAUAGAAAGGAAGACAGAAAGAGUGACUAACACCAUUCUCCAGUGUCAGCUUUUGUAGCAUUCACCAAUCCCGUCGCUGCCCAGCGGCUUGUUGAAAUGUCUCCUCUUGUCCAACACAACAGAAAACUUUGGGUCCGCUACAACACCACAAAUGGCGGUACAAAUGCAAUUCCAAGUCUCUACAUCACCCGCGUCGUCGUUUUGAAAGGUCCACGCGAUAUGAUGAGCCGUCCCUGGUGGAUCCAAUACUUUAACAACAUCUGCAACGUUCAAUGGGAUCGAUAUCUCAACCUUCGCUGUGAUAUUCCAGGUUAUGCAGCUUUGGAGUUCCGGUUUUCAAGAGUUGAACAGGCAAGAACUUGCAUGACCCAUGUACAGAACGAUCCUGUGUUUGGAACUGGUAUUAUCAAGGCCCGAUUUGGCAGAGAUCCUUGUGAUGGUCCAGGAUUUACUGGCAACAACUGA